AUGCAGAGCUUAUUGGCCUUCUAUACACUGGCCACGGCGGCGAUAACGCCGGCGAUAAAGUGGUUCUCAUACCUGAGUCUGAAGCCCGUCGAGUACAAUAACAUGGAGGCGGCCAUCUACUCCAAAACCGACAGAUACGUGCCGAACGAAAGGUGGGUCAUAAUAGGUGGACGACUAACACGUGCAGGCGUCGACCUCUCGUACCGCGUCAGGCAGAGCGUGGAAACCGUCCAGAAGCAGUCUGCCGAGCUGCUGCAGCUGUUGAACAAGCACUACGACGAAGUGGACGUCGUCAAGGUCGCCUUCCAGUGGGCGGAGUCACCGCAUGAGGUGUUCCUGGCCGUGAAGUUUUCCAACAGGUGGAGCAGCCCAGGGGCGCUGGUGGUAUCUGACGAGUCGCUGGAGGUAAAAGGCAACAAGUUGAAGUAUGUCAGCAUGGGCACCCAAUCGGACAAAAAGAAGAAGUACAUUUUGGAACUGGAGCUCUACGACGAGGUUAUCAAAGACGAGACCAGGGUGUCUCCAGUUUCAAUGGGGCGGUUCACCAUCACGCUGAAAAAGGCCCGCCCGUCAGUCUGGAACACGCUCACGAAGGGCAACGAAAAGAUCCCCAACCAACAGAUUUGGUGGGACAUGAAAGACAAACACCAGAUUGCAUGUGACACCUUCGUGGAGGAAAAACCCGAGGAGAAAUCGGAACUUUAA
This is a messenger RNA of Babesia bigemina, 705 nucleotides long. RefSeq lists its product as hypothetical. Bases 1 to 705 code for a protein of 234 amino acids. The transcript is spliced from 3 exons. Lineage: Eukaryota; Apicomplexa; Aconoidasida; Piroplasmida; Babesiidae. The record is from RefSeq and is a predicted model, not a curated record.